This is a messenger RNA of Tachysurus fulvidraco (yellow catfish), 2742 nucleotides long. RefSeq names its product acid-sensing (proton-gated) ion channel 1b (gene asic1b). The transcript has 10 exons. Gene Ontology annotation, cellular component: membrane. The record is from RefSeq and is a predicted model, not a curated record. NCBI's taxonomy places the organism in Eukaryota, Metazoa, Chordata, Actinopteri, Siluriformes, Bagridae. Gene Ontology annotation, biological process: sodium ion transmembrane transport. The coding region runs from base 353 to 1948 and encodes 531 amino acids.
CAGCCCCUUAAGCAAGACAAAGUGUUUCUAAUUUUAAAGGGAAAUUCAGCUAAAAGUGUUUAGAUCUAUAGAGUCUUUGCUGACUGACGCUUUAACGCACUCGGACACACCCCUUAAUCUGUAAAGCGCUGACGGUGAGGUGGAGCGCACGAGGUAACGUUCAUCAUGCCACGUGCAGAGCGUAAACGUUACACCGUGUGACAGAGCAACAGGGCGCGCGCGCUUUAACGGGCACCGCGCGGCCAUGCGCCUUCGCCGCGCUCCAGAAAAGUGACUCAGACUCGGCGCUUUUUUUUUUGUCCCCCGGGGAGCCGCGCGCUCACUCCGCAUCUUUCCGGUUGUUUCCUUCAAAAUGUGUUUGAGUGAAUCGGCGCCGAGGGAAAAGCGCGAGCGGAGCUCCGUGCGCGAGGCCGGUGAGCUCUUCCUGAAGCACACGACCUUUCACGGGCUCAGGCAAGUAUUCCUCGGAGGUUCAUAUCCACGCCGCGCAGCUUGGCUCAUCGCGUUCCUCGCCUCGCUCGCGCUCUUGGUCGCGUGGUCCUCCAACCGGGUGCGCUAUUUGCUGUCGUCGCCCGUGCACACGAAGGCGCACGUGGUGUACGCCACGCGCCUCGUCUUCCCCGCGGUGACUAUCUGCAACCGGAACCUGCUGCUGCCGCGGCGCAUGAGCAAACCGGAUAUCUUUAGCGCGGGACGCUGGCUUGGUUUACUGGGGAAAAACCGGCAAGUGUCCGCGGGCGCAGCGGAGGCUCUGGGCGCGCGAGAGGAUUCGAACACGCCGUUCCGUGCACUGGAUUUCAGUCGCUUUCUGCCCCCGCCGCGUGAGGCGCAGCCCUCCAUGAGGCAGCUGUUGGACCGACUCGGGCAUCAGCUGGAGGAAAUGUUGCUGUAUUGCCGCUUUCAGGGCGAACGCUGCGGCCCGCGCAACUUCAGCACCAUUUUCACUCGAUACGGCAAAUGCUACACGUUCAACUCUGGCCAGGAUGGACAGCCACUCCGCAUCACCACGAAAGGGGGUAUGGGCAACGGCCUGGAACUAAUGCUGGACAUUCAACAGGAUGAGUAUCUGCCAGUGUGGGGAGAGACAGAUGAGACGUCUUUUGAAGCCGGCAUCAAAGUGCAGAUCCAUACUCAGGACGAGCCGCCGUUCAUCGAUCAGCUGGGAUUCGGAGUGGCGCCAGGCUUUCAGACUUUUGUGUCCUGCCAGGAGCAGAGGUUGACCUACCUGCCCCCUCCAUGGGGUGACUGCAGGACCGAACCCAUGGACUCCGACUUCUUUACCACCUACACCAUCACAGCAUGCCGCAUCGACUGUGAGACACGGUACCUGGUAGAGAACUGUAACUGUCGCAUGGUGCACAUGCCAGGAGAUGCUCCAUACUGCACGCCAGAACAGUAUAAAGAGUGUGCAGAUCCAGCUUUGGAUUUCCUCGUGGAGAGAGACAAUGAUUACUGUGUGUGUGAGACCCCCUGCAACAUGACACGCUUUGGAAAAGAGUUGUCCUUUGUCAAGAUCCCUAGCAAGGCCUCAGCUAAAUACCUGGCCAAGAAGUUCAACAAGACAGAGCAGUACAUUGCGGAUAACAUCUUGGUUCUGGAUAUCUUCUUCGAGGCUUUGAACUAUGAGACUAUUGAGCAGAAAAAGGCCUAUGAGCUGCCUGGGUUACUGGGUGAUAUUGGUGGUCAGAUGGGUCUUUUUAUUGGAGCCAGUAUUCUGACAAUUUUGGAGCUCUUUGACUAUCUUUAUGAGGUGAUCAAGUACAAGCUGUGCCGUUGCAGGAAGAAGAACCACAAACGGAGCAACAACAACGACCGAGGAGCCGUGCUGAGCCUGGACAACGUGCAGUGCCAUCCUCCAUGUGAAAACCUUCGCACUCCAUCUACAUAUUCGGCUAACAUCCUACCUCACCAUCCAGGGCAGGGUAACUUCGAGGACUUCACCUGCUGAGUGAAUGAGUGAGGAGCUGUUAGGGUUGGACUCCAGCUCGCAGUAUACAACCAAAGCCGACUGACUCCAUCCUCGCGAACACCCACCCAUCCCGGACGACACAGAGCUGAUUUUGGCUGGAUGUUUUAACACACCGCAUUGUGUCAUGUAAAAUAAUCAAAACAUUAAAACCACAAAAUACUGUAGUACUGUUCCACAACACAACCAUGUGUGUACUUUUAAAGGAUUUUGGAACACUGCCUCGAACGGGAACUCCUUCUUGACUAAGCCUUUGAGACAUGGAACAUCACAGCUCAAACGGACAGGCUUCCUGUGGGCGGAGUCCCCUGCCUUUUCUGUAUAUAACAGCGGCUAUACACCGUCUUAACUGAGUGGCUUAAUUAGAUUGUUAGAAAUAAUAUAAUGCUUAAUCAAUGUAGCAGCAUUCGUGGUGACUGAUGGACUCCAGUGACGUGCCACUCACUAUCAGUGUGUCUCAUUUAAGAAUGUAUUUUUCAUACUGACAGGAAAUUAUCAACUGUUCGUGGAGAAGAAAGCUGAGUUCAGCAGUCUGUUGUUCCAUUCAGCUCUCAUCUUGUGACUGCAUGCUUGUAUUUGUCUUCCUGUGCAUGUUUUUUAGUUUUUUUCAGUAACCAUUGUUAUUAUUGCCAAGUUUGCCUCAAUUAUAUACAGGUGCGUGUGUGUGUGUGUGUGUGAGUAUGUGUGUGUGUGAGUAUGUGUGUGUGUGUGAGUAUGUGUGUGUGUGUGAGUAUGUGUGUGUGUGUGAGUAUGUGUGUGUGUGUGUGAGUAUGUGU